AGAAAAGGGAUCAUAUAUUUAUUUGGUAUGUUCUUCUUUCUUUCUUAAUGUGAAAGUUUUGUUCUUUGCUUUAUACAAUUCACAAUAAAAAGAGUGUUAACCAAAAACAUCAUCAUAUUCCUUUCUUUCUUUCUAAUUUCACUAUAUAUAUUCAAAUUAUCCUAUAUAUAUAAUAUAUAUAUGUUGUAUAUAUGCAUUCAUAGUUUUCCAUCUUUAACCUCUACGAUUCUUCUCUGCCUCAAAUUUCAUAUUUUUCUCAAAGCUAAACUCUGAUAACCAGGCACUGUGACUUCCAUUGUCAUCUCUACAAUUGCAUCCCAUAGAGAAACAGCUUAUGCCAAAGCAGUGAACUUAGUUGCACUUGAUCAAAAAAUCUGAUCUUUAUGUUUUUAUGCUUGGCUACUUGAAUUCUAUAUCAGUUGUUAUUGUUACACACUAUAUCUAGAUUCGUAUUUUGAAAAUGGGUUCGAGUGAAGAUCGGUAUGAGAUUGCAUUUUUCGAUGUGGAAACAACUGUUCCAACCAGAGCUGGAGUGAAAUUUGCCAUUUUGGAAUUCGGUUCGAUACUGGUUUGUCCAAGGAGGCUAGAGGAGUUGGAGAAUUACUCCACAUUGGUCAGACCUAUCGACCUUUCCCUCAUUUCUUCUUUGUCUGUACGCUGCAAUGGCAUUACCCGUGAGGCUGUCACCGCUGCCCCAUCUUUCAGAGACAUUGCUGAUAGGGUCUACGACAUUCUCCAUGGACGGAUAUGGGCAGGUCACAAUAUACUGAGAUUUGAUUGUGCUCGGAUUCGUGAGGCAUACGCUGACAUUGGUAGACCAGCACCAGAACCGAAGGGUACAAUUGAUUCAUUGGCUUUGUUGACUCAGAAAUUUGGACGAAGAGCUGGUGAUAUGAAGAUGGCUACCCUUGCAACAUAUUUUGGGCUUGGUCAACAAACACAUAGGAGUUUGGACGAUGUUCGGAUGAAUCUUGAAGUUCUAAAAUAUUGUGCAACAGUUCUGUUCCUGGAGUCAAGCCUACCGGAGAUACUUACCACAAACAGUUGGAUUUCUCCAAAUGCGAUAACACGAAGCCGUAGCAGUAAUGAAAAAUUAUCUCCCGAGGGGACAAGCUCGAACGUAAAUCUUCGCCCAGCAAGUUUAAACAAUGGAAAUAUGCAAACAUUAACUUCCACAAAUCAAAUGAUGAUUGAGAAUCACCCAAUAUCAUCUCUUGUGGUUCCUAACAGAGAGGCCGAAUCUAACCAACCUCAGCAAGAUCCUUUUAAUAUGGCUCAACUCACCACCGAAAUCAUGGUAGAGACCGCAAAUUCCCAGCAGACAGAUGUUAACAUGGACGAGAGAUCCAUUUCGGUCUCAUCUGAUUUGUCAUCCACCGGGGAAUUUCUCGAGCCUGAUUCGGUUUCUAUUCCUUUCAUAAGUGGUUCCUUUGUUCCAUUUAUUCGCGGGAGCAAGAAGAUCAAGUUGAUGCACGGAGAUAACACUUUGCAGCUUCAAUGUGCUCGUCUGAAAGUUCGUUUUGGAAUAAGUACUAAGUUCAUCGAUCUUGCUGGACGACCUAAGUUGAAUUUUGUCGUUGAUGCACCACCGAGUUUGUGUACAGUUCUUGAUUCGUGUAACAACAUCGUCCAAAAGAUGACUGUGGAAUCUGAGAGCAACUCUGAAUGGAGACCUGUUGUGAAUCGAAAAUUUUGCCCACCCAACAACCCUACAAUCAGAUUGCACAUACCAACCGCUGUUUGCGGUGAGAUUGCCAUAUAUGCAACCGAAAUCUAUCAAAAGGAAAGUAGCGGCUCGGUUCAGAGGUUGGUGUUUAGUAAAUUCGAUGCUGCAGAGCUCAAUUCCUUGCUCCCACCGGGAACCUUUGUCGAUGCAUUUUUCUCGUUAGAUCCAUACGAUUAUCAGCAAAAUGCAGGCGUUCGAUUGGUCGCCAAGAAAUUGAUCAUCCAUUCAGAUUGAUACUUAUUUAUUUAGCAAGAUUCAUUGUUAUGUAAAAAUUACUUUGAAUUGUUGCAAUGCAAGGGUUGUACUACUAAUAUAUUCAUGUUAUUAAUUGGUCUUUUUCUUCA
Molecule: messenger RNA, 2070 nt
Organism: Cannabis sativa
Lineage: Eukaryota; Viridiplantae; Streptophyta; Magnoliopsida; Rosales; Cannabaceae
Product: protein NEN1
Exons: 7
Coding region: 461-1960 (499 amino acids)
Molecular function (GO): nucleic acid binding; 3'-5' exonuclease activity
Source: RefSeq, a predicted model, not a curated record